This is a messenger RNA of Megalops cyprinoides (Indo-Pacific tarpon), 3192 nucleotides long. RefSeq names its product RAB15, member RAS oncogene family (gene rab15). The coding region runs from base 250 to 888 and encodes 212 amino acids. NCBI's taxonomy places the organism in Eukaryota, Metazoa, Chordata, Actinopteri, Elopiformes, Megalopidae. Gene Ontology annotation, molecular function: GTP binding; GTPase activity. Gene Ontology annotation, biological process: Rab protein signal transduction. The record is from RefSeq and is a predicted model, not a curated record. The transcript has 7 exons.
AUCCCUGCCUCUUCUCCCGCGGUCCAAUAGAUAGGGCGUGUAUCAGGAUCCACCCUUGUCCCUUCUGGCACGGAGGAGGUGGUUAACUUAGUAACGAAUUUCUGCACUCUGCCAAAACAUCUCGCAUAAAUGUCGAAAUGCAAACCAAAGCCUUCUUUCUCAGCAUUUGUUUCCGGAGGUGACUGCUAGGGUUCCUUUCACUGCCAGCUAGCCAUCACGGACCGCGGCGGCUCUAUAGCGUUGCACACUAUGGCCAAGCAGUACGAUGUUCUCUUCAGACUGCUGCUUCUAGGAGAUUCCGGGGUUGGGAAAACCUGUUUGUUGUGCAGGUUCACGGACAAUGAAUUUCAUUCUUCUCACAUUUCCACAAUCGGAGUUGAUUUCAAAAUGAAGACUUUAGAAAUAGAUGGCAUCAAAGUCCGAAUACAGAUAUGGGAUACAGCAGGCCAGGAACGAUACCAGACUAUCACCAAGCAGUACUACAGACGAGCACAAGGGAUCUUCCUGGUGUAUGACAUCACCAGUGAGCGGUCAUUCCAGCACAUCGUCAAGUGGGCCAGCGACGUGGAUGAGUACGCUCCAGAUAAGGUGCAGAAGAUCCUUGUGGGGAACAAAUCGGACGAGGAGCACAAGAGACAGGUGGCCAGAACACAGGGGGACAAGCUCGCUAAGACAUAUGGAAUGGACUUCUUUGAGACAAGUGCCUGUACCAAUACCAACAUUAAGGAGUCAUUCACCCGGCUGACAGAACUGGUCCUGCAGGCCAACAGGAAGGAGCUGGACGGUCUGCGGACAUCCAUCAACGAGGAGCUCAACAUCGCCGACCUGGAGGACGAGGAGGCUCAGUGCGACACCGGCCCAAACUCCCAGAAGGCCUGCUGGUGUUAGAGGCGAGGCGCACUUCCAGCCCUGGGUCCCAGCUAAGCUAUGACAUUUUUACAGUGUUGCUAUGCAGCAAAAACAUUCUCAUGAUGUUGUAGCAAUGUUGUAAGACUGCUGUGUGUUAGCUGGGUAAUUUACCUGCUGCAGCUGCUCUUGAACAUACAUUGUUUUUUUUUAUGUCUGAUCAUUCUUUGGUUUGAUAAUUUUUACCGCUGUUAGAUUAUAUUUUGGAUUUGGUCCAUUUUGGUCCCUUUAAAACAAUGCCUAUAUUAUUGUUGUUAUUAUUAUAUAUAUCUUCCCUUUGUUAGCAACUACAGAAAUGUUGGAUGUCAUGCUGUCCAUCAGGUUUUUCAUGCUGUUUGCAGAUGCUGCCACCAGAGAGCAGUAGCUCUGUAAUGGCUCUCCUGUAUCUACCUGAUCUGUUUGAUACUAGGGCUAUCUGCAUUCUGCAUCUUCCUCUGUGCAGAUUACACCCCAGGGCACUGAUUCAGGAUCAACGCUUCCCAAUGAUCUCCCCAAACAUUCUGUGUGAAAAGCUGAUUCAAGUUCAGUAUCCCCCUCAGCAUUUGAGAAAUGCCAUUACAUUGCACAAAGCUGAGAGUUGCAGUGGAAUGCUUUUUCACUAUUUCAACAAAUUUGUAUUUCUAUUUAUGAUUGCACCCCAUUAAGCAUUCCUAUGGGUUUUCAAAGCACUUAGGUGAAUUUAAGUUGACUUUAGAUCCCUACUUUGUUUAACCAAUUAACCUCGCUUUGUUUCAGCAACCAAGCCUUCUCUUUCACCUCUUUGUGUUCUCUUGUGCUAUGUUUCUGUGGACUGUCAGGCUAGGCUAACUCGUUGGCUUUUGUCUGGACAUUUCAUCUUGAAGUGUUUUUCUCAAGCGCAUGAUACGGAGGUUCACCCUCAUGUGAUCUCAUCUGUGGGCGGCACUCAAAAAAAUUAAUAGAUAAAAUGCAACUAUAAUUUGUGAUUACACAAUCAUGGAGAAUUUAUAUUUUAUGUGGUCAGUUAUUUCCCCUGUUGCUAAGUGUAAAGGAAGUCGGCGUUUACUUGUCGAAUGUCUAUAAGUGUCAGGCUGAGCUUAAAUGGGUUUAGUGGGUCUGCCGGCACUCGACCAGCCUGCUUAGCUAUUCUCUGGCUCCGUGCACCUCCCCGGCGGGAUCAGAGUGCAGGUGAACCGUUCAUCCGAGGUGCGUCAGUGUAAGAGGAAACCGCAGAGCGCGCAGGGCAUAGAGCGCUUAUGAAUUAUUGAGAGGCUGAAAACUAAGACUGCAAAGAUGGCUCCUCUGUCUGAAGUAAGACACCGCAGGGCCAUUCCCUUUUCUGACAGCAGUUCUGCAGGAUUUUCCCAGGGAUAAAAUGACCCAGACACAAGAGAGGAAUCUAUCUAUUGUAAUCCUUAUAAUUACUAAAUAUUACAGUAUUCUCAAAUUGCAGAAACUUACAUCAUUUGUUGAAUAUCUAUGGCUACAGGAACACUAAUUCUUUGGAAUAAAAAUUAUCACUUUUUUUUACUACAAAACUGUGGAGUUUGAGUAUAUUUGGCUGUAAGUGGUUGAUUGUGUUCGUAACGCUGCCUGAUAAAUUAACACGGGAGUAAAGGUUCCACAUGCCUGGUGUCUGACUUUCAGGUUUAUCUGCACAUUUGGGGAAGGCCCUUCUGGUGACGCUGACCUUCGCUGAACAAGUCUAAGAAAAGUGCUUACAGAUUGAUCAUAUGUGUGACUUGUUCACAUUUAUAACGAUGACUGUAAUACUGAAGGUGGGAAAUUAAUUUUCAGGUUUAACGUGUUAAUGUCAAACACACCUACAAUCACACUUUUUUUUCGCAAUGAGCCAGUUACGUUUCAAAAGGGGAUUCCUCAAACAAGAUCACAUGUGCAGGGUAAGGUCUUUUCAUGGAAUUUAUUUCCUUUUUGACCAAGGGGAGAAAUGAAUUGUGCAUAGCAACUGCUAUAAAAAUUUCUUAAAAUUUAAAAAUUGCUAUAAAAAAAAAAAAAAACUGGAUAAUUCUGGCUUCAUUUAAUCAGCCAGUUUACACGAGAGCAGUACUGAAAUGUGACACAAGUUUGUGCUGUAAAUGACGGUCUCCUUUUAACCUGUCUGUAACAUUGUCAGUUGUUUGUUACAAUCUACCAUGAUCAACAAUGAUUCUUCUCUGCCAUUGGACUGACAGAUCAACUACUUUUUUGUUAAACUUAUCAUGCACCACUGAGGUGGCAGUACCUUUUGUUGUGCCUGCACUAUAAACUGUCUUGGGGGUAUGUUGUAUUGAAUGGAAAACUGGAUUAUGCCGUAGAAACAAAAUGUAU